AUGGAUCCACACAUUGAUUCCUUGGACAGAAGUUGGAGCAACGGUGGUCAUGAGAAAGGGUUAACAUUCUUCGAUCGCCUGGCGGAUGAAGCUGCUGAGGAAAAUUCAGCUAGCAGUAGUGGUGUCCUUUCAAGCAUAUUCGGUCGUUUCUGGCGACCACAGAAUGCCACUGACUCCGAACGCACCGGACCAGCUACGUUUUUCUUAGAAAAUUCAAAAUCGCGAGAAAACGAAGAUGAAGCGGUCCUAGAUACGCUUUCCAGUAAUCCAUUAUCGGGAGAUAACAGCGAUUCCAACUCUGUAACACCCAAAACACUUGUUAGUGGUCUUUACGACAAUGCUCUUGAUUCUCCCAGCGUUAGCAACAGUCAGGAUGGUGAUACUGUUCCGAGGAAACUCUCUGACAAACUUUCCAACAUGUUCAGGACUGGGCAGAAGCAGGGGUUGAUGGAUUACAAUCGAAGCAACUUUCGUCAAUACUGGAUGCCGGAUUCUACUGGUAAAGAGUGUUAUCAAUGUGAAGAGCGAUUUUCGACAUUCAGACGAAGGCAUCAUUGUCGUCUCUGUGGACAAAUAUUCUGUGCAAGGUGCUGCAAUAUUCAUGUGCCUGGAUCCGCAUUAGGCUACUUAGGAGAUCUGCGACUCUGUCACUAUUGCGCUAAGAUGAUGGCACAAUAUCUGCCGCCUGAGGAAGAUCGCAUACAAUCUGAAGAACUCAUUCAUGGUACUGUUCCGAAUGAUGAGCCAAUGACUUCAGUCAACGAUACGCUAGGCUCUUCAAUGAGAACAGUUUCGACAGUUUCAUCUGGUUCGAUGAUGUGGACCCGUCCCUCCGAAAUUGGUUCCUCAUCACUUGAAGACGGUGACACUUCUUUCGGUGCUCCUAAACCGCUACCUAAACCACCGUCUCUUCUUUGUGCUACAGAGUUAUACCUUCAACACGAAAAAAGAUCUGACUCCCAGCCCGCCAGCGUUAGAGCAGGACUGCGAGAAGAUGAAGAAUCGGGUCCAGACUGGUUUCGCAAUAUGGAUACAGAUGCGAAUUUUCCUAUGAGAGACAGCGACCAUAAAUUGCAUGGUGAAGAAGUGCGCAUCACGGAGAAUCAUUUUGACCCACUUCCGAUCUCUAUUCUUCAUGAGAAGUGUGAUGAAAAGAAGACGUUGUCUGCCAAGUCUUCUGUUACUCUAUCUCCUUCCAAAACCCAAUUCGACGAUGACAUAGACCGCGCCUUUGACGUUCGAGCUGAACGGUUGUUAACUUAUGUUUGUGACAGAGAGAGACUACGUGACCUCAGGUGGAAGCCAAUAAUUUUAAACUUAGCUAAAGAAAUAGCCCACACUGUUAAAGUCGACGUCAUAAAACGGCGAGAUGAGAUGAAUAUCCUCAAUUACGUGCAUGCGAAAAAGCUCUAUGUAGAACAAGAGGGUCCAAGUGCUGAACUUAUAUGGGGUGUUGUGUGCAGCAAAAGCGUUCAACAUCUGUCGAUGGCUGAGCCGCUAAAGGAUGCCUCCGUCAUGAUUGUGGCUGGAUCUAUUGAGUACGAGAGGGUGCCAGGUCGACUGUCCACAAUUGAACCGAUUCUUUGUCAAGAAGGGGAAUUCCUUGCGAAACAGGUCGAACGAAUCUUGUCACGUCGUCCCUCUGUUUUGCUCGUUGAGGGAAAUGUGUCGCGAUUAGCAUCAGAUCUUUUGCGAGAGGCUGGAGUACGUGUGGUUGUGAAUGUUAGUGGGCGAGUUCUCCAUCGAGUAGCACGUUCUACGGGAGCCGAUAUUUUGCCAAGCUCUGAUGCGCAAUUAAUUCAGCAAAAUAUCGGAUUUUGCCCCUAUUUCGCACAGCGUUCGUUUAACUGUAAGGAUGGACGUCAGAAGCUGCUACUGAUUCUGGAUGAAUGUCCUCCAGAUCGAGGAUGUAGUGUUUUAAUAAAGGGUGCUGAUGCUCGAGAACUUAGGGCUGUCAAGCGUAUUCUUCUUUUCCUUACCUCAUUGCUGUAUUCAUCACGCCUUGAAAAAGCUUUUCUUAAUAUGUUUAACAUUCGGAUGGCUUAUCAAGUAUCGAAUUGUGAAGUAUGUGAAGCUCGUCAGGAGAACAUCGAUCACAAUGAUGAAAAGUCUGAUUUUGAACUAGCGUUGAUCGACUGUGUUCUUUGCACGUCCCCAUUUAUUAACCACGAGCCUCCUUAUUUGAAAUCUGCUAGAGGAAGGAAUUGUCCUCUCUUGCCGUAUUUCAAUGUACCUGUAUACCAGUUUUUCAACGAAAAAGAUUUUGAUGCUCGUCGAAUCGAUGAGGAGAAUGAAGUCCGACGAAUCCUCAGCAAACAGUGCAAGGUUCCUGUUCCGGAUACACCUCGUCAUUGUUACGCUUUAAAUGGUGCUCGUGAUUCUAACAAAAAAAGGAAUAUCGGUGCAUUCCGUGCAUUGAGUGGUGUUAUUUUCAAGAAACGAUUGCAAUUAAGAGAUCUUGAGUUGCGACCUCGACAUUCCAACAAGGAGGAGCGCCACCAAACUCGUCGACACGACAUUCUGGAUCCCUAUGUGCAUCAACGCAUUGCUGUACUUUUUGGAUCGUUCUCACCAAAGUCACCUAAUGCUCCUUAUUUUUGCGUUCGACCAUGGGUAGUCAACAUGGAAUUCUAUGGUCCUCAUGAUAUGACGUUGGGGGAAUUUCUUACCAAGUACUGUUUUAAUAAGUCUUACGAAUGUCCUUCCUCCAAUUGCGAGGUUCCGAUGUUAGACCAUUCCAGAAAACUCGUAUAUGGACGUGUGUGUGUCGAAGUUACGACGCAGAUAGUUGUCAGCGGAUCCGAAGAAUCCACCAUUGGUAACGCAGUGCCUAGCCAAAUUUAUGCAUGGAAUUAUUGUAACAGUUGCAAACUUUCAUCUCCUGUCAUUCCAAUGGGCAUGUCUGUGUGGCAUCUGUCAUUUGGAAAAUAUCUGGACUAUAUAGCUUAUUCCACCUUUUCGCAGGGAGGAGACACCGCAUCUCCGAUAAAACAGCAAUGCUCGCAUUGCUUUUUUCACGAACAUACUCACUUUUACUCUCUCGGAAACUUUGUAGCUGCCUUCAAAGUUACCCCGGUGCAUCCUUACAAUGUGCAAUUUUCUCCAGUGCAAUGUCGAAUCGUUCCUAAUCAAUAUACGAAGCAAACACUUUUGGAUGGGGUCACGAGAAUGGCUUCGCUUGCUGAUGACAUAAUUCGUACUGCAGAAGAUCGUCUAGCUCUAUUCACAAAACAUGAUCACUACAGUCAAUACGCUGGAACAUUCCAUACUGUUCUGAGACAGGUGGUUGACAAAACUGCAGUGGUGAUCCUUGAAAAGCGGAAGUUCGCGGAUGAACUCAGAACUGUAGAUCGUAACAUCAUUUCUUCCAACGACAUUUUUGCAGUUAAGGCUAAUGAGGCGCUAAUGCAUAUACGUGAAGCAAUUUAUCUUUUGAUAACCACAUGGAAUGACCAAAGCACAGUACUUGCGGCAACUGUACGCGCAGUCAAAAAGACCGCAGAAGAUAGUAGCCUCGUGUCCGAGUCGACCGAGAUAUCACUGGAAAGAAUUGAUGAUCCUUUCCCUUCGUAUUUGCAUCUCGGAUUGAAGUUACAACCAAGGGUAGGCGUGGUUGUCAGAGAUAUACUGGACUCCAGAGGAAACUACAAACCAGAUAUCGGAAGUAUAAUAGCGUAUGCGCUUUCUGCAGCGGAUUACGAGGAAAACCGCCGCAAACAAAGAGAAGCGGCGAAAGGUGAACAACCUCCACUUAAUUUAAAUUCGAGCAGUGCAGCACUGGAUGAACAAGUUAUGGCAGCAGAACAUCUUGAAGUUGAAUUCCAGGAUAACCAGGCUUCAUAUUACGUCAAGGCUUAUUAUGGUGCUAGAUUCCGACUUCUCCGCAAGCUACUGUUUACUGAAGGUGAAGAGGCGUUUAUACGGUCGUUGUCCCAGAGCACAUUUUGGACACCUCAGGGAGGAAAAUCCGGGUCAUUCUUCUACAGAACACAAGAUGAUCGCUUCGUAGUGAAGCAAAUGUCUCGUUUUGAGAUCCAAUCAUUUGUCGAGUUCGCUCCACACUACUUCGAUUAUGUCAAGACUGCCGUUGUGGAAAAUAAGUUAACAACAUUGUGCAAGGUAUACGGAGUAUUUCGAGUUGGUUACAAAAGCAAAACUACACAGCUGAAAGUGGAUAUUCUGGUUAUGGAGUAUUUAUUUUACAAACACAAUGUAAGUCAAGUAUGGGACUUGAAAGGAUCCCUGAGAAAUCGAAUGGCUGCGACGGCAAAAAGUACAUCUGAUCUCGUUUUAUUGGAUGAGAAUCUAAUGAAAGAUCUCUGGAAUAAACAGUUAUACAUUUAUCCGCAUGCCAAAGCGGCCCUGAAUCAAGCAAUCAGCAACGACAGUCAUUUCCUUAGCUCUCAGCACGUAAUGGACUAUUCAUUAUUAGUUGGUGUUGAUGAGACAAAUGGUGAAUUAAUUCUGGGAAUUGUUGAUUAUAUGAGGACUUACACACUCGAUAAGAAACUUGAAUCUUGGGUGAAAAUUGUCGCCAUUCCUGGUGCCCAUCUACCAACAAUACUUAGCCCGGAGAUGUAUUGUACGCGAUUUUCUGAAGCAAUGGACACUUAUUUUCCGGUCGUUCCUGACCAGUGGACAGGUCUCGGCUCAGCAGUUUCGUACUAA
Messenger RNA from Necator americanus (New World hookworm), 4668 nucleotides. RefSeq lists its product as uncharacterized. The transcript has 39 exons. Gene Ontology annotation, molecular function: 1-phosphatidylinositol-3-phosphate 5-kinase activity; ATP binding; metal ion binding. The coding region runs from base 1 to 4668 and encodes 1555 amino acids. Lineage: Eukaryota; Metazoa; Nematoda; Chromadorea; Rhabditida; Ancylostomatidae. Gene Ontology annotation, cellular component: endosome membrane. Gene Ontology annotation, biological process: phosphatidylinositol phosphate biosynthetic process. The record is from RefSeq and is a predicted model, not a curated record.